Molecule: messenger RNA, 3404 nt
Organism: Silurus meridionalis
Lineage: Eukaryota; Metazoa; Chordata; Actinopteri; Siluriformes; Siluridae
Gene: mcm9
Product: minichromosome maintenance 9 homologous recombination repair factor
Exons: 13
Coding region: 135-3350 (1071 amino acids)
Biological process (GO): double-strand break repair via homologous recombination
Cellular component (GO): nucleus; MCM complex
Molecular function (GO): ATP hydrolysis activity; ATP binding; single-stranded DNA binding
Source: RefSeq, a predicted model, not a curated record
GAGGACAAUGAAGAGCCCGGCGCCAAAUCUAAACGAAAGCAUGGCGGUGGACUCAGAGGGCCAGUGAGCUCCUUCAGGUAAACUAUGUGCUUCUGAACACUAAACCAGUCCUCAACUCCUCCAAACGGACGAAGAUGAGUCUAAACUCGGAGCAGGUGGCUCUCACAGGCCUGGUGUUCCAAACCUACGUGACGGAGCAUCACAGGAACGAGGUGUUGCAGAUCCUUCGGGAACCUAACGAUGACGCUCAUUACUCGCUCGUGGUUAACGCCAUGACCUUAUUCGAGGCCAACAUGGAGGUGGCCGAGUAUUUCAACGCUUUCCCAAUCCAGGUGCUGCCCAUAUUCGACGAGGCUCUUCACGCCGCCGCUCUCGCCGUCUCUCGGUCCGAGCCGUCGUCGAGCUCCUGUAGGAUGAAACGCAACCUGCACGUCCGCAUCUCGGGUUUGCCAGUGUGCCCCGAAAUGACCCGAGAGCACAUUCCCAAAGCCCGGGACGUAGGCCACUUCCUGUCCGUCACCGGCACAGUCAUCCGCACCGGCGUGACCAAAGUGCUGGAAUACCAGCGGGACUACAUGUGCAGCAGGUGCAGACACGUGUUCUCCGUGCAGGCCGACUUCGAGCAGUACUACAGCUUCACCCCUCCAAGCCGCUGCCCCAGCGAGGACGAGUGCACCUCCUUCAAAUUCACCUGCCUGGCAGAACGAGACGCCCCGCUAUCAUCCUGCAGAGACUACCAGGAGAUUAAGAUCCAAGAGCAGGUACAGAGACUCUCCGUAGGCAGCAUCCCUCGCUCCAUGCUGGUUAUUUUAGAAGACGAUCUGGUAGACGGCUGCAAAUCCGGAGAUGAUAUUACGGUAUAUGGGGUGGUAUGGCAGCGCUGGAAGCCGCUGUACCAGGACUGUCGCUGUGACGUGGAGAUUGUACUGAAGGCCAAUUACAUCGAAAUCAACAACGAUCAGUCCACAGCAGCAGUGGCCCUCGAGGACUUUCAGAAAGAAUUCGAGGAAUUCUGGGAAAAUCACAAGCACAAUCGUAUAGCUGGCAGGAAUCAGAUCCUGAUGAGUCUGUGCCCCCAGGUGUUUGGAAUGUAUGUGGUAAAGUUGGCUGUAGCCUUGGUUUUGGCAGGUGGAGUGCAGCGAGUUGAUACUUCAGGAACGAAAGUGAGAGGUGAGUCUCACCUCUUGCUAGUGGGCGACCCAGGCACUGGGAAAUCUCAGUUUCUGAAGUACGCAGCAAAAAUCACGCCUCGCUCGGUCCUCACUGCUGGCAUCGGCUCUACUAACGCAGGUCUGACCGUAGCAGCAGUAAAGGACUCAGGAGAGUGGCACCUGGAGGCAGGAGCGCUAGUUCUCUCUGAUGGAGGUCUGUGCUGCAUUGAUGAGUUUAACAGUAUUAAAGAACACGACCGCACCAGCAUACACGAGGCCAUGGAGCAGCAGACCAUCAGUGUGGCCAAAGCUGGAAUGGUGUGUAAACUGGACACAAGGACCACGAUUCUUGCAGCCACCAACCCCAAAGGCCAGUACGACCCAAACGUGUCUGUGUCCGUGAACGUCGCUCUGGCCAGUCCACUCCUCAGCCGCUUUGACCUUGUUCUUGUCCUGCUGGACACCAAGAACCCGGAGUGGGACAAAAUCAUCUCCUCAUUUAUCCUCCAGAAUAAAGGUGUCCCAAGUCAGUCUUCAUCAUUAUGGAGCAUGGAGAAGAUGAGGGCGUACUUCUGCGUGAUAAAGAGGCUGCAGCCGCGCAUCACUCAAGACGCCAACUCCAUCCUGACUCGUUAUUACCAGCUACAGAGGCAGAGCGACAGCCGCAACGCCGCACGCACCACCAUCCGCAUGCUGGAGAGCCUCGGUCGCCUUGCAGAGGCCCAUGCCAAGCUGAUGUUCAGAGAGACCGUGACGGUGGAGGAUGCUGUGGUGGUGGUGUCUGUUAUGGAGUGCUCCAUGCAGGGUGGCGCACUGCUCGGGACCGUGAACGCUCUGCACACGUCGUUCCCUGAUGACCCUGGAGAGCAGUACAGAAGUCAGUGUGAGAUUGUGCUGGAGGGUCUGGGACUGACUCACAUCCUCACCAAAGAGCUACAGAGACUCUCCGGGAAUCCGCACGUCUCUGAUGAGCCGCCUGGAAGUAAGCGGCCGAGCGACGUUCGUAUGAGCGCUGAAGAGACGUCUGCCUCUGACCCAGGACUUGACUGGUUUACCAGCUUAACCAGUCCGUCUGAGGGGAGUUCAGCAUUCCCAGCAUCUCCCAUUCGCUCCUCUACACAGAAGCACCCAGAUGACAUGCCGUGCCCUGGAGUGUUGCCUAGCAACAACGUUGAGGCCUCGGCGUGGGAGAAGCAGGCCGACGAGGGCGGUUUGGUGGUGCAAAAGAUCUCCAAAAAGCUCAGGACCAAAAGAUUGAAAGAAAUGAACACAGAAAAAUCUCAGACUAAAGGAAUGAGCAAUGCGGAUGAAAGUUUGAAUGCGGAAUCUUCUUUAAACGCACUUCCAUGCCACAGCACGCCUGCGGUGGACCGGAAACAACCUUCUAAAAGAAAAGCACCCGUGAUGGAACAAUCAGAGAGUGCAAAUGUGCAGGUCGAUCUAUCGAGCUUCACUUUCAGGCCCAGAGCGAGAGUGAUGCAUGCAGCUCAGGAUGGAGUUUCAAAUCAGGCUCAUGAAAUGGAUCCCAAAAUUGCCACAGAACAUAAGAAGGAGAGGAAACAGUGUUCUAAACAGCCAGCAGAGGGCAGCAGUGUGUGCAAGAAGCUCCGAGUGCGAGUCCAGGCUGAAGUCGGAGAGAUUCCCUCAGGAAAGUCUCUAGAAAGAAACGGAACAGCUGACGACACCAAGCACAAACGUCAGCAGCUCAUCCACAGCCUGAACGUUCGGCCUCCAGACGAGCCCGAUUCCUCCGUUCAGCCACACCGGACUAAAGUCGCCUUCUCCACCCUGGCCAAGCUUUCAACGUUCUCCUUCGCCCCCUCUCCUGAGGAAAAGACCUGCCAGAAUCUUACCACAGCUUCAACACAGCAGAACAACACCCUGGUUUCCAAGGACGUCGUAAUGGAAAAAAAAGAUGGAAAAGAAAAGACGCACCCAAUCGCCACGAGCACGGAGCAGAAAAUCCAGACAAACCCCGCCCCCGGGAAGACUUGCGCGAAGACGAGCGGGCCACACGCAAGAGCAGAGAUGUGUGAUGAACAAUCCGAGAGCUCCAGGAAGAGGAAGUGUUUUGAGUUGAACUCGGGACGUCCCGGAGGUCUUUUCUCUGGGCUUUCUUUCUUCGGGGCCUCUAUUGUAGACGACGAAGCUCUUGAUGUCGAUUGGGACGAGGAGUCCAGAAUCAAAGCAAAUAUAUAGAUUUAUUGAUGAAAUCUCGAAGUUAAAAGAAAUAAAUUAGCAGUAAAGGAUUUA